Anas platyrhynchos (mallard) is the source of this 1034-nucleotide messenger RNA. RefSeq names its product membrane integral NOTCH2 associated receptor 2 (gene MINAR2). NCBI's taxonomy places the organism in Eukaryota, Metazoa, Chordata, Aves, Anseriformes, Anatidae. The record is from RefSeq and is a predicted model, not a curated record.
CAUUUAAGUGUCUCAUGCAUCUACUCACUGGUACUCGGUUAGCUUUAAUGAGCACAUAUGUAUCUAUCAAAAUAGACCUUGAACUUGAAAACUUAAGCUAGGCACUUAAAGAAACAUGUCCUGUCUGCUCUGCCACUUCUAAACAACCUUUUAUCAAUGGUAGAUGAUAUAAGUGAGCCUGACACCAAACUGGGGUCAGAUACAGUUUCAGUAGACUGUCGUAUCCUUCUUCACAUCAUUAAUAAUAGAAGGAGCAUGCACAGCCAGGAAGCAGAAGCUUGGGCUGCUUUCAUUAUUACUCUACAGGACAGAAACAUGGACCUCUCUGUUUUGCCAAACAACAACCAUCCUGAUAAAUUUCUACAAUUGGAGGUGAAGUCUUUAGUGAAAAACUCUGCCUUUCUGCAAGCCAGCCUGCCAAAAUUCCCAGAAGCAGCUUUACCUGGAGUGCAGCAGUGGCACAACAGGAUUUAUUUACAGAGAGAAAAGAAAAACACCACUGAGCUGCCUGGCUUGGAACUGAAUGGCAUCAGCCAAGAAAUGAUAGACAAAGCCCUUGGGAAACACAUUACACCCAUCACCCUGAAAUCCACAAUCAAGAGCAAUCCCCUGUAUAGCGAUAUCCAGGUGGAUGACGACUGGGAGGAGAAGAAAAGGACACCUUCCUGGACUGUGCAGGACUAUGACAGACAUUCACUGCAUUCUAACUUGGCCAGCCACAUAAAGGAAAAUCCUAAUGAUCUACAGUUCUGGAUGGGGGAUAUAUAUACUCCUGGGUACGAUACCCUGUUAAAAAAGAAAGAGAGAGAAAAAAAGCAUUCCAAAUGUUGCCGAAUCAUCCUGCUCAUGAUACUAGCUGUUUGCAUCCUGAUUACCAUAGUCACGCUCAGCGUUUUACUUACUUAGUACAGCCAAAUGUUGUUGAUGGGAGUUUUUCAAUAAAUAUUUUUAUUAAGCUAUUCCCCUCCCUUGUUUUAUUUGAAUUCCAAUUUUUGUCACAAAUACAAUUUGUUUGACAUCACUAUUUUACAAUG